This is a messenger RNA of Penicillium crustosum, 1653 nucleotides long. RefSeq lists its product as uncharacterized. The record is from RefSeq and is a predicted model, not a curated record. Lineage: Eukaryota; Fungi; Ascomycota; Eurotiomycetes; Eurotiales; Aspergillaceae. The transcript has a single exon. The coding region runs from base 1 to 1653 and encodes 550 amino acids.
AUGUCAAGACAACCACAAUCCAUAGCGAGCGCUGGCAGCGAGUCUGUUCGGAGUAUUCCACAACGAUCUUCUCCCCGCGAAGAGCGCUCCGGCUCGAACCCUGCAUCUUACAUGGGAGACAAUGAUGAUACGGCGCUGCCAUCAAUGGAAUUCCACUCGCAAUGCCACUCCCAGCCGUCUAUUGCCCAUCGCCGAACGGGGAGCACCUUGAAAACGGUCAUGCGCAAGAUCUUCAACCGCAAAAGACAAAGUCAGGCCGAUGAACUGGAGGAGAACCCAUACGAAUCCACUUUUGCGAUGCCACCGAUGCGAAAAUCAGGACCAGCGAAGGGAAAAGCAUUGUUGGCGGUUCCGCCUCCUCUGAAUUUGAAUUCACACCGGGGCAGUCCACUCUCGGCGGAGAACCUGCAGCUCGCAGAAACACAUCUGUCUCCGCUUCUGUCUCCACUAUCUCCCCUUUCCUCUGCAACGCUGCGCGAUUCAAUGCCGGGUAGCAUGCAGCCACGCCGAAGACGAGCGACUCUUCCUAGCGUGGUUUUUUCAGACGAUGAAUCACGGUUUGCCGUGGCGUCAAUAGCAGUAUCCGAUCCGCAAGAGGAUAGGAGCCAUAUCCCAGAGCGCAGACACAGCUUGCUCUCCCACCGCCUAUCAAGGAGCACAGAUGCAUUGCGCGAAAUGACAGAUAACGUGCCAGAGAUCAUGACAGCUUGGCCACAGCGCACAUCAUCCGCGCCUAGGCCAGCUUCGGUUCCUGACUCGCAAUCCCCGCCGUUAGAUGAAAGCUCUAAUAGUGGACACUCGGGGCGGCCCUCAUCGGGGACAACGGUAACCAGUGUGACCCGAAUGUCCGCCGAACCAUCUUUGAUGGAAGUCGACCCAGCACCACAACAACCCAGCCUCCCAUCGAACCUCGCAAGUCUAGUCAACACGAUGCAGCAAGAUGACAGCGUCACCCUGGAACAGCGGUUGACUACACUCGAAGUGAAACUAAUUGAUUUGGAAUUCGCCAUUGCGCGAAUGCAAACCAACGGCCCCGAAAACCCCACCGAAAAACCAUCACGCCCCCGACACCCUCCUUCAGCAGACUCCUUCCCUCCUCACAUGCGCAACAAACCCACCGCAUUCUUAUCCUCAAUCGACCGUGACGAUUCCCCAAGCCCCCUCCCAAACGUCUCCACCCGCCCCUCCAGCACAAACACAAUCCGCGCAGACACAAUGGCCCCGCGCACCCUCCGCCCCGCCCCAUCCGCCUCAUCCCUGUCUGACUACCAAGGCGUUUCAAUCGAGCAAUACAGCACGCUAGUUACGCUCCUGCGUCGUGAACAAACGGCCCGCAGAAACCUCGAGACACAAGUCGGCAGUUUGCGCGAUGACAUCCGUGAUCUGCAGCGCGCAGCUCUUGGGUCCAUGCAGUCGGGUAUAAGUGUGGGCAUGGUGCAGCCCGCGCAUUCCACGCAGUCGCAGCAGUUCCUGCGCUUCCGUCGCGCACUAGAUGACUCUGAUAACUCUUCAGCGCUGAGAUCAGAUGAUAAGCGCACCGGUAUUGAUGACACCGACUCCGAUUGGGAUCGGUCAGAUAUCUAUUCCCGUGAUGAUCCGUUCGGUCCUCCGAAGUGGGAGCGUCAGCGGGUUGUCACCGCCCCUAUGAUUUGA